Molecule: messenger RNA, 3376 nt
Organism: Pogona vitticeps (central bearded dragon)
Lineage: Eukaryota; Metazoa; Chordata; Lepidosauria; Squamata; Agamidae
Source: RefSeq, a predicted model, not a curated record
GCUAAAAGGAAUGUGAGGCAGUUAGCUGAGUCCAGAAGUCACAUAGCAGCUGGUGAAUUUCAGCAUGGGGUACACAUCUUACGUGAAUAUACGUUAACUAGGUUAUGGUGAAAAUAAUGACAAAAGUAAACUAGAAGAACAUAGAAGAGCUCUGUGAUACCAAACGAAAAGCCUCCCUCAUCAGUUAAAUAACAAAAGUGGAGUGAACAGGUAACUUCAGGUUUUGCCUCACAGAAGCUUUGCUGCUAUAAAAAGAAACUAUUAAGGUUUCAAAAGGAUUUUAAGAGACUGCAGAGGACUAUGAGCAACAAUGAGUGAGAUGCAGCCAUUUUCCAGGGGUAAUCAUAAACAGCCAGAAGGUAUAGAUGAAAAUAUUUCAUUGGGCAUUCCCUCCAGACAGCGUAGUUGUGCUGCUGUAACACAUCCAUCAGCAUGUGUUAACAAAGCUAUUCAACACAUUCAAGAUCUAGAAGUGAAAGUGGAGGAAUCCUUUCAACAGUAUGAUCAUUUAUAUAAGUUAGAGAAAAUUUCACGAGAUACAGAUAUCAAAAGUGAUGGAGAAACUAAAGAUACAUUACUUUCCGUUUUUUCUGAGCUGAAGGAUGAACGUUCAUUAUAUCAGAAAGACAUCCAGCCUUUAAAGCAAAAGACAACAAGUGUUCUGGCAGAGGUCACAGAGUUAGUUGCAAGAUUAGAAAAUGAACGUCAAGAGGCUGAAGAAGCUUUGGAAUUUGAGAAACGACGUAGGAAAAAACUGUAUGGACAUGCUGAUUACUUGUCACUCUGGAGGCUGAAACAGCUUCCCAUAGCUGUUCAAAAAGAGUGGGAAAAGUGUUCUCGAGAUAUUGAAGAAUUACAAUGGCAUUUUGAAGAAAAAAAUCAGCAGCUACAGGAUGCAGUAAACAAACUGAUGAAAAUAGACAUAGCUAAUGCAAAGAUUGUGGAACAUAUAAACUUUAUGAAGACAUACAGCCCUCUACUGGGAGAAAAGUUGAGUUAUGAAGGUGGUUGUAUAGAAGAAGUUAAAAAGAUAUACAGAGAGACAAAAAGUAUAUAUGAUAUUGUUCAUCAUAAACUUGUUGAGGUGAAGAAAUCACAUGAGGCAAUCACAGCACAGUGUGAAAAAAACAGACUAUCUAUGUCUGAGCAAAUAAAGGCUGCUGAGGAGUUGUUGAACCAACUCAGGAAUGAGUUAAAAGAAGCUGGAGUUAUCUACGAUGAUUUCUGUACCAAGAUAAAUGCAAUGAAGGAGACAAUAUUACAGCACAAAAAACAUCUUGAAGAGUUAAUCAAGCAAGAAGUAGACACAAAGGCUGACUUAGUGUCCUGGCAUGAUAAAGCAAACCGCUUAGCUUUGAAAAUUACUGCCCAGGAAAAUGAAAACAAAGAUUUACUUAACAGCUACUUGGAAGAAAUGAAAAACAUGGAAUGUUCUAAGUCAACUCAGGAGUCUGAUAUACAAGAUCUGAAAGACAAGCUCAGGAGUUAUUUGGAAGAAAUAGUUAACCUGCAGAAUGAAAGCAAACGUCUUCGUGAUGAAAAUGGAGAAUUUUUGCAAAAAUUCAGGGAGUGUUCAAGACGGAAAGUGGAAUAUCAAGCAGAAAUUCAGGUCUUGCAGAAAAAUAUCCGUAGACUGGAAGAGCACUUAAAAAAAGUCAACAAGGAACUUUAUGCGGCCGAACUGGCUUUUGAUGAAGCCAAGACAAAACUGGAGGAAUUGGAGCAAACCAUCACUAAAGACAAAAUGCGUUUCAAGAACUUGGAAGAAAAUGUGAAAAAACAAAUCAGAGAUGAAGUUAGUGCUUGGAAGCUGACCCAGAAAAGGGUUAAAGCACUGCAGUCAGAUCUAGAUAAAAAAAGAAAGGAACAUGAAAAGUUACAAGAAAAAAUUCGCCGGAAAUUAGCUGAACUUGAACAGCGUGUGGCUGAACAAACUGAACUACUAUCAAAAAAUAAAGAAAGACAAAAAAAUCUUAUUCAGGAAAUUGCUGAUAUCAAUCAGAAAAUUCGAGAACUUGAUGAAAAGGAGAAAAAAAUUAAAAAACAGCUAGAUGACCAGAAGAGUUCUUUGGAGUACCUCUUAGCUGAUGUAAAGGAGAAAUAUUUAGAUAUUCUGAGCCAGCUUGCUAAAGUCAAUGAAGAUAUUGCAAAAUUUCGAAAUGAAAUUGCUAAACUGAAUGCCUUAAGCAAAGGAAAGCAAAAGCAGGUGGAUACCACAGAGAAAUCUAUAGCAGAGCUGAGGAAAAAGUAUGCUAGAAUAAAGUCAAAGGAGCAGAAUGCUCAAACAUUAGUUGAUUUUCUCCAUGAGCGGCUGGACUAUGUUACAAAAAAAGUAAAGACAGAUGGCAGAAUAUUUGAAGAGCUGCUGUGGGAUAGACAGGAAACUCUGAAAAUUAACAAGAUUGCUCUGGAAGAGGCACUGGAUGAAAAUCUACGUUUAGCACAGGAAUAUCAAAUGCUCCAGAUAUGUUAUCUUACUAACAAAAAUGAGCUUAUGGAUUUCUAUGAUCAUAAAGUCAGGGCUGAAGCAGCAUUAACAGAUCAACAGCAGCUCUCUCAGCUGCAGAGGAAGCUGCACAGAGCAUUGGUGGAGUACUUCAAACUGCGAGCCCUCUGUAGCCAAGCUGGGCUGGCGAAGUUCCAGGCAGCCUCUCAUGAGAAUGUUCAGAAAAUAUUAGCUGUGCAGGGGGGCUUGUCAGAGAUACUGGAACAUACAGAGACUUUCUUGAAGUCUUUGACAGAUGGCUCAUCUACUUAGGAGACAAUGAAAACAACUACAGAGUCUUGGAUGCUGAAAUACUGUAUAAGACAAGAAAAGUCACACAGUUCAGAUAACAGUGUAAUUGGACAUUCACCUGUUUGCCAUUUCACACUUCCAUGGACGAAAAACUCACUCACCUCCCAGCAUGCCUUGCCAUUCUUUUACUUACAGCAAAUCCAUAACAAUGAAACAGGUGACUUUCAUGCUGCUGUCAGGAACGAUCUAAUUUCAGCUCUGGGUGACUGAUUGCAAUUGGCUUUGCCUCAUCUGAUAAUUAAUCUAUGUCACCAUUAAUUGGAAGAGAGAAUAAUUACUGGCGGUGUUGACAGUGACUGUACGCUUCCCCAGAUUUCCCCAUUGUCUUGGCCCGAAUAGAGGGUUUGCAAUUCCGUACUUAAAGUUUAUGUAAACUGUAACAAUACCUAUGCCCAUGUGACACUUUCAGAUGCUCCGUCUAAUGUACUUUUGUUUUUGUGUUUACCAAUCUUUUUUAGCUCACAGAGAGCUGUCUCCCUCAAUCACUCCUCAAUGUUCUAUCUUAAUUUUGUGGAAGUUUAAAGUUUUCAAUGAGCUGGAGAUGAAUGAUUAAUGAAUAAAUUUAAAUGCUUCAUUUUG